AUGAGCGUCCCCAGCAUCACCCUUUACAGGGCCAAUGGAGCAUGCUCCUUCGUCCCCCACGCAGUUCUUAAAGAACUAGCAAUCUCUUUUCAAGAUGUUGUAAUGAAAUGGGGCGCAAAUGGAUUAGAGGCAGCCGACGGUAGCGUCACAAGCGAAGAAUACCGCAAAAUUCAUCACUUUGGCUAUGUCCCAGCCUUGCGAGUCAAUGACACCAUCAUCACAGAAAUGCCAGCCAUUCUCACAUACAUCUCAUCGCUAGCUCCAGACCGAAAGCUACUAGGACAAAACGACCUGGAGCGUGCCAAAGCCGCCGAAUGGAUGGCCUUUCUUUCAGGUUCUCUUCACGGAAUGGGCUACGGCAGGGUCUUUCGCCCAGGACGAUUCUCAGACGAUGAGGCUCAAUUUCCCACUAUCAAACAGCAGGGAAAGCAAUUCGUUGCAGACUGCUACAAGAGAAUCGAUGGACUCUUGCAAGGCAAGACUUUUGCGGUUGGUGAGCAAGAUACCGUUGUUGACUUUAACUUGGUCAUCUUUUGGUACUGGGGUUUGGGAAAUGGCUUCUCUAUGCGUGAGGAUUAUCCCAACUAUGGCGAGUUGGUGAGACGGAUGGAGACUAAGGAGUCGGUUCGAGAGGUGGCCAAGCUGGAAGGCAAGAAGCUGUCGUUUGAAUCGCAACUGUGA
Molecule: messenger RNA, 681 nt
Organism: Pochonia chlamydosporia 170
Lineage: Eukaryota; Fungi; Ascomycota; Sordariomycetes; Hypocreales; Clavicipitaceae
Product: glutathione s-transferase
Exons: 1
Coding region: 1-681 (226 amino acids)
Source: RefSeq, a predicted model, not a curated record